Messenger RNA from Mytilinidion resinicola, 2496 nucleotides. RefSeq names its product DUF1253-domain-containing protein. Gene Ontology annotation, cellular component: small-subunit processome; nucleolus. The transcript is spliced from 2 exons. Gene Ontology annotation, biological process: maturation of SSU-rRNA from tricistronic rRNA transcript (SSU-rRNA, 5.8S rRNA, LSU-rRNA). The record is from RefSeq and is a predicted model, not a curated record. NCBI's taxonomy places the organism in Eukaryota, Fungi, Ascomycota, Dothideomycetes, Mytilinidiales, Mytilinidiaceae. Gene Ontology annotation, molecular function: U3 snoRNA binding; rRNA binding. Bases 1 to 2112 code for a protein of 703 amino acids.
AUGGCACCUUUUCGAGGCCGAGGAGGCUCUAGAGGUAGUGGAGCACCCAGAGGUAGAGGACGCGGUCGUGGAGGUCGUGGCAGAGGGGGGAGGAGAGAUACGUUCACCAAAGCUAGGAUUGAAGAUCCGGUCGAAGAUGGUUCCGAUUCAGAUGGUGGAGUUCCAGACAUACCUUCUAGUGAAGAGGAGGAGUCUUCAGAAGAAGAAGAGGAAAUUCAUACCACCGUAAAACCUUACAGCGCCCUUCUCCAAUCUUUCCAGGACUCGACCACAAAAGAGAAACAUCGGAAUAAGAGAAGGAAACUUGGGGAUGAAUCGCACCAGGAGGAAGAUAUCCGAGAUGUCUCAGAAGAAGUCGAAUCUGAUUCCGAGGCUGGCGAGGAGGAGCAAGAGGUGGUGGAAGCCAUAAUAGAGGAUGACUCGGAUGAAGACGAUGAGGAUCCAUUCGAGGCACAUUUCGCGAACCCAGACGAAAAUGAAUUGUCGCUACGAUUGAAGGCUAUCAACGAGAAUCAAUGGGCCACCCGAAAGGCAGCAGCAGCAGAUUCUGCAAAAUGCUUGAUUUCGACGCCAGGGACAGGAGAAGUCCCAUCCAAACAUAGAAUCAAGUCACCGAAGGAUCUCAAACUAAAGCAGAAGCUUCAAUCACCAGCCCUGGAAGUUCUCUCGGACUUCAACGCCCUCGAACGGGAUCUUGUGCCCUACAUAUUUGACUACCAGGACCUCUUAUUUGGAGCCAGGACUGCUCGCAAUGCUACCCGCCUCCGUCAAAUCGCCUGCCUACAUGCGUUAAACCAUAUUUUCAAGACACGAGAUCGAGUUGUAAAGAACAAUGCCCGCCUGGUCAAGGACGAGGAACUGGAAUGUCGGGAUCAAGGUUUCACUCGCCCAAAAGUCCUUAUACUCCUAGAAACCAGGCAAGCAUGCGUUAGAUAUGUCGAGACCAUCAUAUCCUUGUGCGAAAUUGAACAGCAAGAGAACAAGAAGCGUUUUGUGGACGAAUAUUCUCAAACCGAAGAGAAGUUCUCCGACGACAAGCCUGAGGACUUCCGGGAGCUAUUCGAGGGCAAUGAUGAUAACGAGUUCCGCAUCGGAAUGAAAUUCACUCGGAAGACUGCGAAGUUCUUCUCGAAGUUCUACAACUCCGAUAUCAUAUUUGCUAGUCCACUCGGCCUGCGAAGGGCCAUUGAGAAUGGAGGGCCAAAGCAGAAAGACUCCGACUUCCUUAGUUCUAUUGAGGUUGUCAUCGUAGAUCAAGCGGAUGCUAUGCUCAUGCAGAACUGGGAGCAUGUGGAGUACGUCUUCGACGAGCUCAACCUGCGACCGAAAGACCUUCACGGAUGUGAUAUCAGCCGAGUCCGGAAAUGGUACCUCGACGAAGGAACAGCAGCACAUAUACGUCAAACGAUAGUCCUAUCUGCUUAUCUGACUCCAGAACUCAACAACUUAUUCUCCAAACACAUGCAAAAUGUCACCGGAAGAAUAAAAUACAGCCCUAGCUAUGAUGGGGCAAUCACUCAGAUUGGGCUCCAAAUCAAACAAACCUUCUCGCGAUACGACUCUCCAUCCGCCCCCAACGACCCAGAUGCACGGUUCAAAUACUUUACCAGUACCAUCGUGCCCGCUUUGUCUAAAUACCCCAAGCCCCCAGACGGCGGACAGGGAAUAGUCAUCUUCAUCCCCUCAUAUCUAGACUUCGUCCGCAUCCGGAACUACUUCGCCAACUCGACAGCCACGCAGAAUAUCUCAUUUGGCGCCAUAUCUGAGUACGUCAACGUCCCCGACGUUCGCCGCGCGCGAUCGCAUUUCCUGACCGGCCGACACUCUGUGCUGCUAUAUACGGGUCGUGCGCAUCACUUCCGGCGGUAUCAGAUCAGGGGUGUGAAGCGAGUGAUCAUGUACGCGUUGCCGGAAAACCCAAUAUUCUACCAGGAACUCGUUAGCGGGUAUCUGGGUACGUCUAUAUCGGAAGGGAAACUCGAUGCUUCUGAGGCUGCUGUUCGAGUGAUAUUUUCGAAGUGGGACGGAUUCAGACUUGAGAGGGUGGUUGGGUCGAAACGGGUGGCGGGAAUGCUGAAGGAUACGAAUGGGGAUACUUUUGAUUUCAUUUGAGGCCUGUAGGUACGACUUCCACUAAUUUUGAAAUCGGCUUGAUGAGGAUGUGUAGUGUAGUCAAGGUUGCUUAGUCUUAGCAACGUAGGUCUGACUACGUAUGAAGCGCUCGGAUUUCGAGUGAAGUUUAUGUACUAUGGAGCAGGAAACUCUGAAUCGGACUUUAGAAUCGGGUCAAAUUUGACAUCGUUGAGAUGUACUAAUGGGAGCCAGUCCGUGUGAUCUGGAGUGGAUUUGGGCAUAUUAUUGACAAGACUUCUAAAUCAGAGCUGGGAAUUUGGUUACUUUUGACGUCGUCAAAAGGCAUGAACGGGAGCCUGUCCGUGCGAUUGGAACUCGAUUGUGGCAUAUUAUUGACAAGCCUCAUGUAUCAGGUCAUAAAUC